GUGGGAGGAACGUUUGCGCUGCAGUUUUAAAUAGCGACGCAGCCUUGAACAGAGGAAAAAAAUCAUGUUGCAGACGAAUCUUUGUGGCAAUGCCUGACCUGAGGACACACAGGUAACACUUUUAAACGCCCCAUAUUCGGACGGGAAAGUCGCAGAAGCCGCAGCAAAGCCUGACGAUAAAUUUCCAGACCAUGAACUAUGUGGGUCAGCUGGCGGGCCAGGUGUUUGUGCAGGUCAAGGAGCUGUACAGAGGCCUCAACCCCGCAACGCUGUCCGGCUGUAUCGAUGUGAUCGUGGUGCGGCAGCCCAAUGGCUCCCUUCACUGCUCGCCCUUCCACGUGCGCUUCGGCAAGAUGGGCGUCCUGCGCUCACGGGAGAAAGUGGUGGACAUUGAGAUCAACGGAGAGCCUGUGAGUUUGCACAUGAAGUUGGGAGAAAAUGGAGAAGCCUUCUUUGUUAAAGAAGCUGAGAACACACUGGAAGUUGUUCCAGCCUACCUGGCAACGUCUCCCAUCAUGUCGACAGGUGAGGAGCUGAUGAACUCCCAGUUGAGCAGGAGCAGCGCACGUCACCGCGACAACGCAAUGUGCGGCUCGCAUCCUGUCCAGAGCAUCGGGCCGCAGCAGGGCGAAGGAGGCAUGAAUAAAAAGAGGAGGAAGAGAAGGAGGAAGGCUCGGCCAGAUGGUGGAGGAGCGAGGCGGGACGAAAGCGGAGAGGAGUUUUCAGAUGAUGAUAACAUGUUCACCAUUGACCUGAGCUCUGAUGAGGAGCGAGGAGAUGGUGGAAGAACUUUACACAGUGAUCAAGGCUCGGCAGCCAAAACGCACCCCAGUGCGGACUGGACGCGUCCACAGAGUCAUGUGAUAAAGGAGACUCUCUCCAUCCCUCCGUCCUGCGGUCUGUCCAUCUCUUGUCCGCAGCAGACCCCUCAGUUUUCUUCCCACCUUAGCAACAUAGAUGACUCUCGGUCUGCCACGCCCAAGAGCGACUCUGAGCUUACCAGUCGAGCUAAAGACAACCCUGAGAUGCUGUGGACCUGGGGAGAGCUGCCACAAGCCGCUCAGCCAUCCUUCCUGACUUCCCAUCAGAAGCAGGAUUGUGCCACAUCAGUCUCCAUUCCUGUGUCCUCCAGCACUCACUUCAGAAGCAUCAGUGAUGGCGGACCGCACUCCCGACCUCACUAUACCUCCCAGCAAGGCGAGAUGCAUGGUGACAGUAGAGCCAAGCACCCUGACUGUGGGAAUGAGGGAAGGAUAGCUGAAGAGCAUGAAAGCGCGGUGGACAGUGUGGGCGCGUCAUGUGCAGAGAUGGAGAGUUUAACGGCAUGUUCGGUGGCUCCGAGCUUCCUCCCUCAUCUGGAGGAAGACGGGAACAGAGGAAGCCCAAUCAGAAGAACGGAUUCACCUUCCAAGAGGAAAGAGAAAAGAAGCCAGCAUCUUGGUGCUGAUGGGGUAUACUUGGAUGAUCUUACCGAGCUGGAGCCGGAAGUAGCUGCUUUGUAUUUCCCUAAAAGCGAUGGAGGCAGCAGCUCGAUGAAGUUGGACUCAGAGGCGAUGAUGACUGGCGUCCGCAGUGCAAAUCAGUCUCCGCAGUCAGUAGGCAGCUGUGGGAUGGACAGUGGUGUGGACAGUCUGCUGGACCACUUGGGGGACCUUCCUCACGUAGCCAUCUCGCUAUGCGGCGGACUGUCUGACAACAAAGAGAUCACACGAGAGCAAUUCCAGGAGAGGGCAGUUUCCUACCAACAGUUCUCAGAAAACCCUUCCCUUAUCGAUGAUCCCAACCUAGUGGUGAAGAUUGGUAACAAGUACUACAACUGGAGUACGGCGGCUCCGGUCAUGUUGGCUAUGCAGGUCUACCAGAAGCCAUUGCCACAGGCCUCCGUGGAGAACAUCAUGAAGGACAAGAUGCCCAAGAAGGGAGGGCGUUGGUGGUUCUCCUGGAGGAGCAGAAACAGUGACUCAAAAUCGGAGUCAGCGACAGAGGCUGCAGAAGACCGAGAUGAAAGUUCCAUCAUCACGGCAGCAGCUGUUAGAAUGAAAGAUGAGUCGUCUUCCAGUGACGAUGACCGCAGACCCACUUUGGUGUCUGGAACCUGCCAGUCUGACACCCUCCUUGCUUCUGGUAACGUUUGUUACAAGAAGACUCUUCGGCUCACUUCAGAUCAGUUGGUGAGCUUGCAGCUUAAGGAGGGUCCAAACGAAGUGGUUUUCAGCGUGACCACACAGUAUCAGGGCACGUGUCGUUGCCAUGGCACCAUUUACCUUUGGAACUGGGAUGACAAGCUGGUCAUCUCCGACAUCGAUGGGACCAUCACCAGGUCAGACACACUGGGCCACAUCCUCCCCACGCUGGGAAAAGACUGGACCCACCAGGGCAUCGCGAGACUCUAUCACAAAGUCAGCCAAAAUGGAUAUAAAUUCAUGUACUGCUCGGCGAGGGCCAUCGGUAUGGCGGACAUGACCCGAGGUUACCUGCACUGGGUCAACGAAAGGGGAACUAUGCUGCCGAUGGGCCCGGUGAUGCUCAGCCCCAGCAGCCUGUUUUCUGCAUUGCACAGGGAAGUGAUUGAGAAAAAACCUGAGAAGUUCAAGAUCGAGUGUCUCACUGACAUUAAGCACCUUUUUUACCCCAAUACUGAACCCUUCUACGCUGCUUUCGGCAACAGAGCUACAGAUGUGUAUUCCUACAAGGAGGUGGGCGUUCCUCUCAACAGGAUCUUCACUGUCAAUCCAAAGGGGGAAGUAAUACAGGAACAUGCCAAAACCAACAUCUCCUCUUACGGGCGCCUGUGCGAGAUGGUCGACCACGUCUUUCCCGUCCUCCUCCAAAAACAAGGGACCGACUUUGCCAGUUCUGAAACUUUGAAUGAGUGUGAUUAUUGGAGCAAGCAACAACCUGAUGAAUGCAACCAGGACAAGGAAGAAGAAGGCUCACAGAUUCUGGAGAGCAGCUGAGCACACUGAAAUCUAUCUUUCACGAGUGAGGAUGAGACUGAAACCAAACUGAUGUAGAAUGUGAUUUAACACUGUGCCGUUAUUCAACAACAAUCCAAUAAGCUCACUGUUAGGCGUCUGUAAAAAUAGGAAGCCGUUAAGUAGAAGAAAACCUCAUAACUUCAGGAUACCUCAAAAAUAGCACAACACGAACAAAUAAUGGAGAAUGACAGCAUGUUGUACAAAGACACGUUUACUGACUCACCCACACAAAAAGCACAGCUAGCAGUUAACUACUCCGCCGACAUACCUUACAUUUCAUUUGAAUGAGUACUUUAACCCAUAUUAUAGAUCAUUAAUAGUUGUAUCGUAGUAUUCAAAUUAUAACUGCAGUACCUUAUUUUAAAGUCCCUGUAAAGUGACAAUAAAUGUCUUCUAAAUUCGACAUCACAGAGAACAGUGUUGUGAAUAACCCUGCCAAAUUUGAAUGAAUUAUUAAAAACGGCAAGUAGAAAAAUGAGGCUUGAAAGUCACAUAAAAUCAAGCCUUUCUCACAGCUCUCAAACACUGUGGGCAUGUCCGAUGAAUGCAUUGAAAACAGGUCCCGUUCAACUGUCAGAUGUUUUUACAUACUGAGGGCGUGUCCGGUGAUAAUCUUCAAAUGUGCAAAAUUUGAAAUCUUUGAAUUCACUUGACGGGGUCUUUAACUACACGAUAGGACAAAACACAAGAUACAUCUCUCAAUAUAACCAUAGGAAUAAACAUACUAUUUGAAGAAUAUAUCUCUGAUAGUGUCCAUGAAAACAGAGAGCAUUAUUAGUGUCUCAUGAGAGUGUAUCUAAUGACGUGUCACACCUCAAACUAAAAGACCGAGGUCACCUCUGACAUGUCCCCUCGGUUCACUCAUGCAGUCCGAUAAACAUGUUUGGUCACGUGACCACACUACUGUGAAACUGAUACACACGCAGGACAAUGCAAUUGGUGACAUGGAGUAAUGUGCACUUUUGUACACGAUAUGUUACUGUCAUUAUUACUAUCAAUGCAACUUCUUAUGGCAGGACUCAUUCACUACUAUGUGAAUUUUAUUUUUUAUUUUUUUUAAUUAUUUGUUGCAUUGCAUAUAUUGAGAUGCAUGCAUGUUCACUCACACCUCACUGGGAAAGCCACCGUCUAUAGGUAAAAACGUUCUAUACAAAUGAUAUUGCUAAUGGUCGGUGCUCACUAAAGCAAUAGAAUUAGAGUAAAAUUCUUUGGGAGGCCGUUGUUUUAAGUCAUGUACACUUGUUGUAAUAACUUAUAUGCAACAAAUUCCCACUCGGAAUGCAAAUUGAAUGUUUCUGAAUCAUUUAUGGUCAUGUGUUUAGUAUUUUACCGCAAUUAUGUUCACAAAAUUGACUUUUUACAACUACUGAUCAAUAACUGUACUCGUGUAUAGCGUGUGUGCGUGUGCACGAGUGUGUGUGUGUGUGUGUGUGUGUGUGUGUGUGUGUGUGUGUGUGUGCCAUUCUUAUUGUAACAUUGCUAAGCAUCAUCGUAUUAUAAGACAGUAGCAGCAUCACUCACUGGUCUUCUCAUUUCUCUUAAUAAGUGCAUUGUUUUUCCUCAUCGCUAGAAUUAUUUUGUGUGUGUGUGUGUGUGUGUGUGUGUGUGUGUGUGUGUGUAAUUAUUAUGGAGUAAUAUUUAUAACACAUCCAAUGCAAUCCACUUCUCAAGAUUUUUAGUGAGCAUUUUUAUGAUCGUUUAAUUCUUUCUGUGAAAGAUGUAAUAAAAUUGUUGACAAGUUCA
Hippocampus comes (tiger tail seahorse) is the source of this 4721-nucleotide messenger RNA. It is a transcript of the gene lpin1a, whose product is annotated as lipin 1a. Lineage: Eukaryota; Metazoa; Chordata; Actinopteri; Syngnathiformes; Syngnathidae. The record is from RefSeq and is a predicted model, not a curated record. Gene Ontology annotation, cellular component: nucleus; mitochondrial outer membrane. Gene Ontology annotation, biological process: positive regulation of transcription by RNA polymerase II; fatty acid catabolic process; cellular response to insulin stimulus. Gene Ontology annotation, molecular function: transcription coactivator activity; phosphatidate phosphatase activity. The transcript has 23 exons. Bases 192 to 2957 code for a protein of 921 amino acids.